Molecule: messenger RNA, 243 nt
Organism: Rotaria sp. Silwood1
Lineage: Eukaryota; Metazoa; Rotifera; Eurotatoria; Philodinida; Philodinidae
Source: the annotation of a GenBank genome assembly
AUGGGUCUUUAUUGUCAUUUUGAAACGAAAAACUCAAUAAUGUUGAAAAAUUUAUUGCAUGACACAUUAUCAUCAGAUGCUCUUCGUUUAAAAGAUUUACAAUCUGGUUUUGAAAGGCGUGUUGAAGUAAAUCAACGAAUGUUAAUUGAUAAAAUGCUUGCAUGUUAUUCAUCUGAUUUUGUUGUUUGUCGUGAAUUAAUACAAAAUUCUGAUGAUGCUAAACCAACCUCAUUUCAUUUUUGA